ACAGCAGAUUGUACCGUUUGGGACAGCGGUUGCUGUGAGCCUCACCAAAAGUGAAGCUUCUCUCAAAACGGGCACCACAGAGCAGACAACAUACACCAUGGGAUCGCUGUCAGUCUCUACCCACAGAGGACUUGUCCACUGGAAAGGGCUCCUGCUACUUGUUUCACUCUUAACCUUCUGGAGCCUGCCCACCACAGCUGAUAUCCGUGUUGUGUCCACCUAUCCUGCUGAAGGGCAAGAUGCAGUUCUGCAGGUCCGCAAUAAGCCUCCUGAGGCUGUAGGCGUAGUGUGGUACAAGGGGAAACGUGUGGACACAAAUAAUUUAAUUGCAUUUUCUGUGAUGACAUCCGAUGACAUCCAUUUAAGUGGUCCUGGAGAGAAUGGAGAACAGAUGAUAACUGAUGAUGGAUCCUUGCUAUUGAAAAAUGUCACCGUGGAUGAUAUAGGACCAUACACUGUAGCUGUCCACCUUCCAGAUUCAGAACCAGAAAUAGCAUCUGGGCUGCUUCACUUGUUUGAGUAUCUGAGAGUGCCCGUCAUCCAGGCUAGAAGGUAUAAAAUCGGAGAGAAUGUCUAUACUAUGGUCUUGAUCUGCUACACAAAAGAACGCAUCAUCCAGUGGAUGUUCAAUAACAGGCCUCUGCUACCUUCAAAGAGAAUAACUCUGAGCUGGAACGAUAGAAAACUAACCAUACACCAAGCCAGGAGGGAAGAUGCUGGGGUUUACUAUUGUAAAGCAUUUAACACCACCAUGUGGCUUGUAAGUCGGACCUAUCAACUGCGUAUGUAUCCCUGGCUGGCAUAGCUCAGUGAAUUGAGCAUGGGCUGUGAACCAAGGUGUCACAGGUUCGAUUCCCAGUCAAGUCACAUACCUGGGUUGCAAGCCAUGGCCCCCACCAA
This is a messenger RNA of Phyllostomus hastatus (greater spear-nosed bat), 900 nucleotides long. RefSeq names its product carcinoembryonic antigen-related cell adhesion molecule 21-like. Lineage: Eukaryota; Metazoa; Chordata; Mammalia; Chiroptera; Phyllostomidae. The record is from RefSeq and is a predicted model, not a curated record. Bases 98 to 805 code for a protein of 235 amino acids. Gene Ontology annotation, cellular component: cell surface; plasma membrane. Gene Ontology annotation, molecular function: protein tyrosine kinase binding. The transcript is spliced from 3 exons. Gene Ontology annotation, biological process: regulation of immune system process; signal transduction.